Molecule: messenger RNA, 2261 nt
Organism: Thunnus maccoyii (southern bluefin tuna)
Lineage: Eukaryota; Metazoa; Chordata; Actinopteri; Scombriformes; Scombridae
Gene: atp6ap1b
Product: ATPase H+ transporting accessory protein 1b
Exons: 10
Coding region: 93-1436 (447 amino acids)
Cellular component (GO): proton-transporting V-type ATPase complex
Source: RefSeq, a predicted model, not a curated record
CAGGAAGUCCUUUCUUUAGCUCGGCUGACUGCACAUGACUGUCAGCUGGUCUGCGUCACGUGACCAGAGCUUUGCGGAAAAACUAAACGAAAAUGGCAGGCUCGAGGAGCUCGAGUCAAGUGCGAUUAAUGGCUUUUAUUGGCGUUUUGUUCGCCCUUUUCGCUACGGGGAGCUCCACCGCUCAAGUGCCACUUCUAAUAUGGUCCAGUGACGGUUUACCACCACUGGCCUCAUCUUCAGCUGGUCACAUCACGUCAAAGGACCAGUUGACUGCCUACCUCACCUCUGCCUUUGGCUCCGGCCCCCACACCGUGCUGCUGUUUCUACAAGACAAGCUGAGCAAAGAUGACUUCACAGUCUACGGUGGAGCUUUUGGAAACAAGCAGGAUAGCGCCUUUCAAAACCUUGAGGCCGCGCUGCAGUCUUCUUCCUCGUCGGUGACGCUCCCGGCUUUAGAGUGGUCGAGCUCCACGGCCAUCCUGUCUCUGCUGCAGGAGAAGCUCGGUGUGUCGCCUUUGCUCGUAGACGCCGACACUCUGUCGCAUCUCAGCAUCAACACAUCCGCCAGCAAUCUGCUGCUCAUCAAUCUUCCUUAUUGCACUGGGUCGCAAAAGUCUUGCAAGGAAGUCCUACAUGACAAUGAUGAAACCAUCGGGAAAGUUCUGAAUAUGAUGAAAGCCAAAAAUGUCCCGUACACGGCGAUAUACACAGGACUCCAGCCAUCACGAGUGAUUUCAGAGACUUCUGUGUCUAACCAGCCUGUGGGCCGCUCCUUGCUCCAAGCAGCUGAAACAACUGUCAAACCACCGAUCAUGUUCAAUAUGUCCGGUAGCACUUGCAUAAUGCUCUGGGCUCAGAAUCUCAGUAUCAGCACCAAUAGCACUUGGGUGGACCUUGCUACACAAACACCUUCCCUGUCAGGAUCCAUGUGUAACACCAGUAACUCACUGCUUAUCCUCAGUUAUUCUUCAGGUAUUACUCUGAGGUUUGCCAUGAGUCAGCGCUUGUAUCCCGUGUCUGCACGGAACUGGUUCACCCUGGACUCUGUGGAGCUACAGUUUGGCGGUCAGACCGCGUCUUUCAUCGGGAGCCGCGGCAUCUACGCCCCGGCGGAGUAUUCCUUCCACUGCCAGUCGGUCAACAGCUUCCAAGAUGCUCUGCUAGUGCCAAACAACACCAACCAAAACACAACACAGUGGAGGCUCAAUUUUGUUGACUUCCAGAUUCAAGGCUUCGGUUUGUCCAACGGAACAAAUUUCUCCUACGCCAGCGACUGUGCAGGCUUCUUCACCCCAGGGAUCUGGAUGGGGCUGCUGACUUCUCUGCUCAUGUUGUAUAUUUUCGUGUACGGUCUGCACAUGAUCAUGCAGCUCAACACCAUGGAUCGAUUCGACGACCCCAAAGGUCCGUCGAUUUCAGUGCCUCAAACGGAGUGAAACGCUCCCAAAACACACACACACUCCUCAUUCCUUCAGUGCCUCCCAGGAGAAGCCUCCUCGUCAUCUUUGGUUUUGCAACACUUCGGCCUUCUUCCUUUUAAGAUAUUUGUCAAGGCACAUCACCCUUUCCUCUGGUAUUCUAUCCUGCAGUUUUCUUUCCUGAAUCCUCCCACAGCUGUCUUCGGAAUACUGUUUUUCUCGCAAGGCAUAUUCCAUUUUCAUCUCCCUACAUUUGCAAGUGCCAAAACGGAUACACCUUUUAAUAUCUGAGUUGAAUUUUGAGUGCAUGUGUGAAAAGAGUUCAUGUCUUUUGUGCCACGGUUUGUCAAACACAGUGGAUAUUUUUCUUAAAAUAAAUUGCACUCUUGCCAGAGAAUGCCUUCCGUGCCAAGGUGAAUGUGAUUGCUGGAUGCUGUAGGACCGUUUCAGACCUCAGUUCUUGACUUUUUAAUUUCUCCAAACUCAACUGUAAUUUUAAGACUACUGGUAAUGAAAGAAGUGCCUGUAUAUAAAGAGCUGAUUUGUGACUGUGUUCUGAAAUAUUGCUGUUUUGGAGUUGCCUAAUAGAAGUACGCUAAUACUUUAUGUUGACUUAAGUUCUGUUCACAUUUCUCACGGUUCAAUCAAUACAUAAGUGCUACCACUGCAACCCAAUGUUUUCCUAACUUAUUUAUAUGUAUAAAAAGAAUAACCUGCCUUUUGAAAGUUUACUUCAGGUUCAUCAACAUACAUGGCAGUGAUUCGGUUCUGCUUUUGUCAAACUUAUUGAUGUACAAUUGCCACGACAUGUCUUUAGUUGCAAAUAAAGAUAUCUUUAAACUA